Messenger RNA from Larimichthys crocea (large yellow croaker), 2301 nucleotides. It is a transcript of the gene psmd5, whose product is annotated as proteasome 26S subunit, non-ATPase 5. Bases 30 to 1544 code for a protein of 504 amino acids. Gene Ontology annotation, biological process: proteasome assembly. Lineage: Eukaryota; Metazoa; Chordata; Actinopteri; Sciaenidae. The record is from RefSeq and is a predicted model, not a curated record. The transcript is spliced from 10 exons. Gene Ontology annotation, cellular component: cytosol.
AGAAGGAGCAGAUCAUCACAUUGACAGUCAUGGCUGCGUCCAUAGAGAGUCUGCUGCAGGAGAUCUCCGGGGUGGAGGACCCGACAGAGGAGCUGCAGAGUCUGAAGCUGGCUCUGCUGUCCAUCCCCGUGAGCGCGCUCAGGGACGCGGUGAGCGGGCAGAGGUUCAACGUGAUCUUCUCUCUGCUGGACUCAAACCAGAGGGAGCAGGUGGAGCUGUGUGUGGACAUCCUUGAACGCAUCUUAAAGGCCCUCAGUCCGGCGUCACUGGCCCAGAACUACAGAGUGGAGCUGCAAGGAGGUCUGACCCAUCCUAAUGAAACAGUUAAGAUACUGGCUUUGACACAGAUUGGCAGAAUACUGGAGCACCCGGACGCUGCCACUGAAAUCCUCAACAACCACGACAUCCUCCAAGCGGUGAUUCAGUGCAUCAGAGAAGAGAAGAUGGCUGUGGCCAAACAGGCCAUCCAGUCUUUGUCCAAACUGAGUCACUCCAAACCCGGGUUAGACAAAUUGUUCCAGAGCGACCUGCUGAAAGUUAUGAAGGAUGUGAUGGCCACGAGCGACAUCAUCAGAUACAGGAUAUAUGAGCUGGUGGUGGAAAUCUCGUCCGUGUCUCCCAUUUCCCUCGGUUACUGUGCCAACAGCAGCUUCAUCUCUCAGCUGAUUGGAGAGCUGACAGGAGAUGACGUGUUGAUCAGAGCCACAGCCAUCGAGAUGGUGACCACUCUGGCCCACAGUCAGCACGGCCGGCAGUAUUUGGCUCAGCAGGGUAUAAUGGACAAGAUCUCCAACAUGAUCAGAGGAGCAGAUACUGACCCCUUCUCCUCCCUCUACCUUCCUGGUUUGGUGAAGUUCUUUGGAAACCUGGCCAUCAUGGACAGCCCACAGCAGGUUUGUGAAACCUACCCGGCCUUCCAGAACAAAGUGUUCGAGAUGGCCCUGGACCCGGACCCCGCGAUGAUCGGCGUGGCUCUGGACACUUUGGGACUGCUCGGCUCCACCGUGGAGGGGAAGCAGGUCCUUCAGAAAACAGGAGAAAAGUUCAAGGCGGUGUUGUUAAGAAUGAGUCAGCUCGCCAGCUCCGGAGCUACAGAGCUCAGAGUGCGCAGCUUAGACGCCAUUUCCCAACUUCUCACUCUACAGCCAGAGCAGCAGACAGAAGACCUGUUGGCGCUGACAGAGUCCUGGUUUCGCCUUUUGUCUAACCAGCCCAUGGACAUGAUUCAGAACAUCAGCAGUCAGCCGUUUCCAGAGCUGCAUUGUGGAGCUAUGAGGAUAUUCACCGCUAUCGGCACUCAGCCGUGGGGUCAGAAGUUAAUGAUCAGCACUCCCAGCUUCAUGGAGUUCGUUCUGGAUCGUUCAGCGGGUCAGACGAAGGAGGCCAAAGACGCCAAGUUUGAACUGGUCGGGUCCCUUGUGUCUUCAUCAACGGCGGCAGAGAUACUGGGCAGCCAGCAUUACAUCCGUCUGAAGACUUAUCUCAGAGAGGGACCUUACUAUGUUUCAGCUGUGGCCUCAGUCAGCACAGAGGGAGCCGACUGAUUCUCACACACUCGGAUACACGUGAUGGGCUUUUUCUAAUUAAUGCUUAAGUAAAUGGUAAGUGCCUUUUAAAUAACAGUGUGUUAACAUAUUCCACUUCUCCUCUGAUACGGACAUAGCUCAGCUGUAACUCUGACAAACAGUACAAAACUACAACACUGACUUGUACACAGAUACUUUAAGUACUUUGAAAGUAUUUAGAAACCGAUGAGUGAUUCAUAACUUAAUAAUUUGUUUUGCUCGAUCUCUCAGCUGCUCUUCAUUUAGAUUUUCUACACUCAUUUGUAUAUUUAUCAGGCUUUUCUGAUAGGAAAUUAAUUUCUUUACUCGACUUCGUGAGUUAAUGCCGUAACUAAUGAAAGUUCCUUUUUUUUGUGGCUUUAUAAACAGAAGGGUUUUUCUUUUCGACACUAAACGUGGUGCUAUAAUCAGCUUAUUAUAGGAUGAUGGAUGACGGCGCACAUCACUAUAUCUCCACGUAAUCUCACAACACAGUCAGCACGACUCACUCGUGAUAUGUUACCUCGUGUUUACUUACUGACUCUUUACCAAUUACUUAAGCAAUAAUUCAAGAGGCUUACUCGAAUGUUCACCAUCCAGGCACUUAUUAAAAACUCACUUCAUCUUCUACAAUAUUUUUCACAUGGAACUGGACUCCUCUAUCACACCACAGCUCUCCGAAUUUGAAAUAUUUUUGUUUACUAAAUAAGUUGUUAUGUUUUGUAAUUAAAGAGACUGCUGUCUGACAUUGGAUGUA